This is a messenger RNA of Capsella rubella, 867 nucleotides long. RefSeq lists its product as uncharacterized. NCBI's taxonomy places the organism in Eukaryota, Viridiplantae, Streptophyta, Magnoliopsida, Brassicales, Brassicaceae. The transcript has a single exon. The record is from RefSeq and is a predicted model, not a curated record. Bases 261 to 683 code for a protein of 140 amino acids.
AUAAUCCAAAGUGUACAGAUAUAGAAAGUAAGCAGGGUCCGCACUCAAUGCGAUGAAUCCAUGAUCAUGACCUCAUCUCAUCUCCUAAAAUAACACACAACAGUACUAAAGACAAAACCCCAAAAGCUUCUUCUUGUGACUCUCUCUACGUUUCCUUCUGUCUUCUUCUUCCUUUCUUCUUCCCUAUAUAUACAUAAAACCUUCUACUUUUGUUCUCCAAGAUCAUUUCGAGUGUCUCCAACAAAAAAAACCUUGGAAAGAUGGCGGAGGAAUUCGAUGAGUCUGAAGUUGUAUUCUCCAAUGGUUUCAGCUCCGUUCCCCAACGAGGAGAUGAAGAAAACAAGAAUCUUCUGCUCGGUUCUUUUGGAGAGAGGAACAUGACGAGACGGAUCAAAAUUAAGAAGAGCGCCACGGACGACAAGGCAGCCUUAUCGAGCUCGGUCCCGGUGAAUAUCCCGGAGAACAUGUUCCUGAGUUACGUUAACGGGAAGGAGGAGGAGGAGGAGGAACACUCAGACGGAGGAGGAGAGAUGGUUCCGCCGCAUAUUAUGGUUGGAAGGAGUUACCAAGGUGGACAAAUGGCGUUUUCCGUCUGUUCAGGUAGUGGAAGGACUCUCAAGGGCAGAGAUCUCAGCCGGGUUCGCAAUUCGGUUCUUAGGUUAACCGGGUUUUUGGAGGCUUGAACUGUUACCGGUUUGCCAUUUUAUUAUCUUUUCUCAACUUCUUUCUUUUCUUUUUGGGGGAAAAUUCCAGUGUUCCCGUGUUGUUUUUCCAUGUAAGUUAAAGGUGGUGGGGAAAAUGUGAAACAAAUCGUUAUCAUCCCCCUAGUUCCUAUUUUUUUCAUAUAUAUAUAUUUUUUUCCCUAAA